This is a messenger RNA of Ictidomys tridecemlineatus (thirteen-lined ground squirrel), 4167 nucleotides long. The record is from RefSeq and is a predicted model, not a curated record. NCBI's taxonomy places the organism in Eukaryota, Metazoa, Chordata, Mammalia, Rodentia, Sciuridae.
UUUAUGGCUCUCAUACUUGCAAUUCCUUUGCCAGGCUGGUAGGUGUUGUUUUAUUUUCCAGGAAUAAAAGUGUGUUAUCUUUAUUUUCCAAGGCCUAAAGUGACUUGUCUAAGGUCACAAGGCUAGUAAGUAAGUGGCAGCACUGGGAUUUAGUCAGGGUUUUCUGCCAGAGGUCUCUUCUCUCAGAUCCCUUGAAGAAGAGGCUUAUAAAAUGUGCUUAAGACACUUAAUAGCACUGAAGGGUUAUAUGGAACCUUUUUUAGUGUUAAUGAGAAGUGCCUUUAGUACCUCUUGUGGGCCCAAGGUAUUUGACUUAUAAGAAAGAAUUAUUUAAUUAAGAGAUUACUGUUUCUUUGUUGUAAGAGGAAGCUAAAGAUCAGGUAGUUUUAACAACUUACCCAAAGGCAAACAGCUGGCAGUGGCAUUGUCACAAUUCAGACUGACAUCUGACUCCCAGUCUACGACUUUCCAUUCAUGUAAACAUGUAUGGACAUAAGAAACCUUUAAGUCCUGGGAUGAAGGGAUGUGGAUUAGACCAUAUCCACAUCCAGAUUUGGUGCUUUGUCUGCUCAGUGAGGUUGAACAGGAUGACACUUGCCUUGUGGGAAGGAGUGUGCCCUGACCAGCGGAGCGUCUUCUGGGUUAAUUAGUGGAGUGAAAUAAGGCUUUCAGUCCAUGGCUUGGGCACCUGACCCAGGAAAUUGCAGAAAAACAGUGAGACAUUAGUCAGAUCAUCAUCAGAACAACAAAUAUAAGCUCUGUCACUGAGUUUACAUAGUGUUUAUCUCCAAGGAUUGCUGGGGAUCAGGCUUUCAGGUGUGUUGAAGGGGGUGUUGCUACUGGGGAGAUUGAGGGCAUUGCCUUUCUUAGGACCAUGGAAAAGCUUCCAGAGGUAGUGGCAGGUAUGCCACAUCAUCCUGCUUAUCCUCAAGGAACUGUUUCAUCCUGAUAGACUGCACUGGAGAGAUAUGGUAGCCUUGGUGGAUUUGUCCAAAAUGUGCUUGGUUGGGCAAGCCCAGGACUGCCCAGGAUGGGAGACUGGCCAUGGCCAAGUAGAUGCUUGGAAAGAGGCUGUCCAAAUUUCUUGCCUAGCCGUCCUAUGGAAGUAAUGUCAGAAGCUGGGAUGCAGGUGGAACAGGGAGCUGGUCUCACAUAUCCACCUUUCUCAGCUGAUGGCUGAUCCAGCUUGAUAGUUUCCUGUGGUGGAUAUAAAUUGCCACUGGACAGGAAUAUUGAGGUGGGGCCCUGCCUAUCUGUGUAGACAGGCUUGCCAGCCAGCUAGUCCUUUAGCUACUCCUGAGAUGGGCAUAGAAGAAGUUGCAGGAGCAGGUGAGAUAGAAGAGGGUAUGGUACCUGUAUUGUUAGGGAAACAUAAGGCACCCCAGGCAAGCAACUUAGGCACUCUGGGAUCCUGACAUUCUGCUGGUGCUGAGACCUAGUGUGGGCCAAAAAGGGUUGAAUAGGUCCACGUCCACGUCCACUUGGCUAGACCCUCAUAUAAGCUAGGGAGUGCUGGUGAGCCACUGUGUGCCUCUUUUUCCAAGGGCUUGUUUUCUCAUUUCUGCUGUGGCUCCUGGUGCUGACUUGUUUUACUGCCUUGAAUGAGUCCAGUUUAGGGCCUCAGCCAGGUAACUUUGAGCCUCUCAAACCAGGCUUUGGCUCUUUGCUCUGUGUGUUGGCUCCAUGACAGCUGCCCUUUGGUCUCAGGCUUUCCAGAGCAUUCAAGACAUGGAACCCCACAGGCAGAAGGGAAUUGAGUACAGGAGUCUCCCUUUUCUCCUCCUACCUUGGCAUCCCUGUGAUAGUGCUCACCAUCUUUACCCUGUAUUCCCACCUUGGCCCACCCAGUUCCCUGAGUGCUUGGGCCUCAGGCCAUGCCAGGGAUGCAGCUGUUUAUUUGUUCACUGGCAGAGAAGGGAGUUACCCAUUGUCUGCUGUUUGGCCAGUGUGACCUCAGAGUUCUUCUUCACUUCAUAAACCCCUGGGAGGGGCUGCCCCCAAACAUAACAAUGGGCCUCUUCUUCAGGAGCAUCUGGUGUGCCCCACGCCACCCUGUGGCUGGAGGCAGCAGGCUGUGUGUUGAGCAGGGCUGUUUCUCACUGCCUAGAUGCAUCACUGUAAGCGAUACCGCUCCCCUGAGCCAGACCCGUACCUGAGCUACCGCUGGAAGAGAAGACGGUCUUACAGUCGGGAACAUGAAGGGAGACUACGUUACCCAGCCCGAAGGGAACCUCCACCCCGAAGAUCUCGAUCCAGAAGCCACGACCGCCUGCCCUACCAGAGGAGAUACCGGGAGCGCCGAGACAGCGAUACAUACCGGUGUGAAGAGCGGAGCCCAUCCUUUGGGGAGGACUGCUAUGGAUCUUCACGUUCUCGCCAUCGACGGCGGUCACGGGACAGGGGGCCAUACCGGACCCGAAAGCAUGCCCAUCACUGCCACAAACGCCGCACCAGGUCUUGUAGCAGCGCCUCCUCGAGAAGCCAACAGAGCAGUAAGCGCAGCAGCCGGAGUGUGGAAGAUGACAAGGAGGGCCACCUGGUGUGCCGGAUCGGCGAUUGGCUCCAAGAGCGAUAUGAGAUCGUGGGGAACCUAGGUGAAGGCACCUUUGGCAAGGUGGUGGAGUGCUUGGACCAUGCCAGAGGGAAGUCUCAGGUUGCCUUGAAGAUCAUCCGCAACGUGGGCAAGUACCGGGAGGCUGCCCGGCUAGAAAUCAAUGUUCUCAAGAAAAUCAAGGAGAAGGACAAAGAGAACAAGUUCCUGUGCGUCUUGAUGUCUGACUGGUUCAACUUCCACGGUCACAUGUGCAUCGCCUUUGAGCUCCUGGGCAAGAACACCUUUGAGUUCCUGAAGGAGAAUAAUUUCCAGCCUUACCCCUUACCACAUGUCCGACACAUGGCCUACCAGCUCUGCCACGCCCUUAGAUUUCUACAUGAGAACCAGCUGACCCACACAGACUUGAAGCCAGAGAACAUCCUGUUUGUGAAUUCUGAGUUUGAAACCCUCUACAAUGAGCACAAGAGCUGUGAGGAAAAGUCAGUGAAGAACACCAGCAUUCGAGUGGCUGACUUUGGCAGUGCCACCUUUGACCAUGAGCAUCACACAACCAUUGUGGCCACCCGUCACUAUCGCCCGCCUGAGGUGAUUCUUGAGCUGGGCUGGGCACAGCCCUGUGAUGUUUGGAGCAUCGGUUGCAUUCUCUUCGAGUACUACCGGGGCUUCACACUCUUCCAGACCCAUGAAAACCGAGAGCAUUUGGUGAUGAUGGAGAAAAUCCUAGGGCCCAUCCCAUCACACAUGAUCCACCGUACCAGAAAGCAGAAAUAUUUCUACAAAGGGGGCCUGGUUUGGGAUGAGAACAGCUCUGAUGGCCGGUAUGUGAAGGAGAACUGCAAACCUUUGAAGGUCAGUUUCUGGCUUCCCCCAGCUCAACUCAUGCCAAGGAGACCCCAGGCACCAGACAAACAGCAGAGACAGAACGGGCAGCUAAAGGCUGUCUCCUCGUUCCGGCUCUGUGGGAGACAGCACCCAAGACUGCUGGGUGUUGGCAGUGAGGCUUCCUGCAAGCUGCCCCAGAGGGGCCCUUAGCCCUAUCCCUUCCCCACAGGGUGGCUAUGAAUAUAAUUGGGGAACACCAGAAGAGCCAGAUGUCAGAGACCCUGCUGCUUCCUGACCCUCCCUCUCAUCUCAAUUUUGGGAAGAACUAGGCAGGACUGAGGCAAGGGGGAGGGAAGAUGUAAACAUGGCCAGGAAGUCUGUCAACUGCAUCUGGUGCCUGGACAAGUGAAUUUUGCAGAGGUGAUUUCUACCCACCUCUCAGGACUUUGCAUGUGAGGUAGAGGCACCAACCCAGCAAGACACCCAGUAGCCUAAGUUCUGAGCAAAACCUUAGAACUUGGGCAUGAAAGGCAAGGAGCUGCUGUUGUCUGUCCCAGAGGGCGGAAGUAGAGUCCUCCAAGGAGGCAUCCCAGAGGCAAGGGGACUGCUGUGGACCCUGCCGUGACACUGAGGCACCUUGUGUCCUUGAGCAGAGUUAUAUGCUCCAAGAUUCCCUGGAGCAUGUGCAGCUGUUUGACCUGAUGAGGAGGAUGUUAGAAUUUGAUCCUGCCCAGCGCAUCACACUGGCGGAGGCCCUGUUGCAUCCCUUCUUUGCUGGCCUAACCCCUGAG